Molecule: messenger RNA, 3649 nt
Organism: Rhododendron vialii
Lineage: Eukaryota; Viridiplantae; Streptophyta; Magnoliopsida; Ericales; Ericaceae
Product: pentatricopeptide repeat-containing protein At1g30610, chloroplastic
Exons: 9
Coding region: 125-3415 (1096 amino acids)
Biological process (GO): chloroplast organization
Cellular component (GO): chloroplast
Molecular function (GO): protein binding
Source: RefSeq, a predicted model, not a curated record
CGCACGUUACCAUAUCUGAUACUACUAUUAUGCAAAAUCGAACGAAGCCAGACCGAUUUCACCCGACUCCACUGUUUAGAUAUGCACGGCUAUUGCUGGUUUCAUACCUGUGCCAAAUCCUGACAUGGGUCUCUCUCUGUGUGAAAGAAAUGGAAUUUUGGCACAGAGUUGUUGUUCCCACGAACGGUAUUUCUCCGGUGGGUUUUCGAUACCUCGAAGGCCCACCUUUGGAGUCGCUAUGGGCGUGAAGAAGGUGAAUCAUAGUUGGGUUUUUGGUCUAAGGACGCGUAGCGGCGGAGAUUUCAAUUAUCUUUUGAAAGCGGAGGCUUCAAGUCGGUCAGUCGAUGGCAACCUUCUUGAAAAGAAGUUGGAAUUCAAGCCAUCUUUUGACGAGUAUUUGAAGGCUAUGGAGUCUGUUAGAACUGACCGAGAGAAGAAGCAAACACUUAGCUCCGAAAGGUACAAUUUAAACAAUGAAGGAAACAUUAGUUUGAGAGAUUCUGAAGGGGAUUCUUCUGGUGGUCAAGUUGAUGGUAAGGAGAUAGGAAGUAGAGGAUUGAAGGGUGUGAAGAAAAUGGGGUUUGAAGAGGAGGGUAAUUUCGGGAGUCCCGGUAAUUUGGUUGGAGACCAAUUGCAGAGUGUUUAUAGAAAGUUGAAUAUGACUUCUGAGAAUAGGAGAUGGGAAAAAGGGAAGAGUAAGAGUGUGCAAGAGAGCAAGAGGAGUGGUGAGUUAAAGGGUGUGAAGAAGAUAGGGUUUGAAGAGAAGGCUAAUUCAGGGAUUUCCCAUAAUAAUUUGGUUCAAGACAAAAUGGACGUCAAAGAAAGGAAAUAUGAUGUGGGUAUUGACAGGAAGUGGGAUAUGGAUUCUGGAAAUGGGAGAUGGGUAAAAAGGAAGGAUACAGGUGUGGAAGGGAGCAAGAGGAAUGGUGAAUUGAAGGGUGUGAAGAUGUUAGGGUUUGAAGAGGAGGCCAAUUUAGGGAUUUCCCAUAGUUUGGUUCAGCACAAAUUGGAUGUCAAAGAAAGGAAAUAUGAUGUGGGUAUUGAUAGGAAUUCUGAAAAUGCGAGAUGGGUAAAAAGCAAAUAUACAACUGGGGAACGGAGCAAGAGGAAUGGUGAAUUGAAGGGUGUGAAGAUGAUCGGGUUUGAAGAAAAGGCUAAUUCAGGGAUUUCCUAUAAUAAUUUGGUUCAACACAAAUUGAAUGUCAAAGAAAGGAAAUAUGAUAUGGGUAUUGAUAGGGAUUCUAAAAAUGGGAUAUGGGUAAAAAGGAAUUAUGCAAGUGUGGAAGGGAGCAUGAGGAAUGGCGAAUCGAAGGGUGUGAAGACGAUAGGGUUUGAAGAGGAGGCUAAUUCAGGAAUUUCCUAUAAUUUGGUUCAUCACAAGUUGCAUGUCAAAGAAAGGAAAUAUGAUGUGGGUAUUGAGAGGAAGUGGAAUAUGGAUUCUGAAAAUGGGAGAUGGGUAAAGAGGAAGUAUCUAAUUGUGGAAGAGAGCAAGAGGAAUGGUGAACUGGAUAGGCACAGAUUUAAGACUGAUAAAGGUAGUCUUAGGGGCACCAAUACAGAAUUGGAGAGAAAUUACAGUCAUAUUGGAAAAAGAUCAGUGGAAAGUGUGAAGUUUAGAAGGAACUAUAAGCCUAUAGUCGAGACAAGUGAUGAUGAUGAAGUAGAGUUGGAAAGAGCUGCUUUCAAGCCACUAGAAGGAUUCAAUGAUGUUGUCGACAAGCCACGGGUUUCGUGGAAUGAAAUGGAGGAGAGGAUCCAAAAGCUAGCUAGGUGUUUGAAUGGUGCGGACAUUGAUAUGCCAGAGUGGAUGUUCUCUAAAAUGAUGCGUAGUGCACAAAUCAGAUUCUCAGAUCAUGCCAUGUUGAGGAUUAUCCAGAUAUUGGGUAAACUAGGAAACUGGAGACGGGUGCUUCAACUUAUUGAGUGGCUUCAAUUGCGUGAUCGCUUCAAAUCUUACAAGAUCAGAAACAUUCAGACGACUGCACUUGCUGUACUUGGCAAGGCAAGGAGACCAGUGGAAGCACUUAAUUUAUUUCUUGCUAUGCAGCAACAAAUGUCCACUUAUCCUGACCUUGUUGCCUACCACUGCAUUGCUGUCACUCUUGGACAAGCGGGACAUAUGAAGGAACUGUUUGACGUGAUAGAUAGCAUGCGAUCUCCUCCAACAAAGAAGUUCAAAACUGGCAUUAUUGAGAAGUGGGAUCCACGGUUAGAACCAGAUAUUAUAGUCUACAAUGCUGUCCUAAAUGCUUGUGUGCAAAGGAAGCAAUGGGAGGGGGCAUUUUGGGUAUUGCAGAAGAUAAAGGAACAAGGCCAACGGCCUUCUAGCACAACUUAUGGACUUGUCAUGGAGGUAAUGUUUGCAUGUGGAAAGUACAAUUUGGUACAUGAUUUCUUCAACAAGGUGACGAAAUCUUCAAUUCCCAAUGCCUUGACCUAUAAAGUCGUGGUUAAUACUCUAUGGAAGGAAGGAAAAACUGAUGAAGCUAUAUCAGUUGUUGAAAGCAUGGAAAGACGAGGAAUUAUUGGUUCUGCUGCUCUUUACUAUGACCUUGCUCGCUGUCUCUGCAGUACUGGAAGGUGCCAAGAGGCACUAACUCAAAUUGACAAGAUUUGUAAAUUUGCUAACAAACCUCUGGUAGUGACUUACACUGGUCUAAUUCAAGCUUGUCUGGAUGCCGGAAACAUUCAAAACGGUGCUUACAUAUUCAAUCUCAUGCACAAGUUUUGCUCCCCAAAUUUGAUAACAUGUAAUAUCAUGUUGAAAGCAUACACGGAACAUGCUAUGUUCGAAGAAGCAAAAGGUCUAUUCCAGAAAAUGCUGGAAGAUGCCAAUCGUGUUUGUUACCAAGCGAAUUACAAGGACAGGGUUGUACCAGAUUUCUACACAUUUAAUACCAUGUUAGAUUCCUGUGUCAGACAGCAACAGUGGGAUGACUUAGAGUUGGUUUACGAACAGAUGCUCCAGUACGGUUUCCCCUUCAAUGCCCAACGACACCUUAGGAUGAUUAUGGAAGCAUCCAGGGCCGGAAAGAGGGAGCUGCUUGAAACAACGUGGAAGCACUUGGCUCGGGCAGGUCAGACUCCACCACCUCUUCUAGCCAAGGAAAUGUUUUGCGUGAAACUUGAGCAAGGUGAUCAUGCUUCUGCUCUCUCCUCCAUCUCAAGCCAUCAUUCAAGUGAGUUGCAGGUAUUUUCCCGCAAUUCAUGGUUGCAUUGUUUCAAAGAAAACACCCACCGCUUCCAAAAGGAUAGUCUUGUGAGGUUGGUGCAUGAGGGGAGUAUAAUGAUGUCCAGAAGUGACUCCCGAAACCAAAUAUUUGAAAAUCUAGUCAAUUCUUGUAGAGAAUUUUUAGAAGACCAUGCGACGUCAGUGUCUGAAAUGUAUUCAACCACAAACUCUCAGCAGACUUGACUGAGACAGUUGUAAACAUCUUAGUUAUCUGUGAAAGUCGUCAUCUUUGUAAGCAUGAGUUACUGUGUUCUUUAUACAUAUAUAUGUGUGUGUGUGUGUGUGUGUCUCAGUAGAAGGUCUCAGUAAACGUAUCUCAGUUUCGGGUUCUUUCAACUACGUACUCUUUACGGUAUCUACUCUCAAGAUAAUUAUGUUUUGAAAUGAUAUCAAAUGAUAUAGGGUUAGCAUGAUUUU